Molecule: messenger RNA, 2417 nt
Organism: Platichthys flesus (European flounder)
Lineage: Eukaryota; Metazoa; Chordata; Actinopteri; Pleuronectiformes; Pleuronectidae
Gene: rhcgb
Product: Rh family, C glycoprotein b
Exons: 11
Coding region: 127-1596 (489 amino acids)
Biological process (GO): ammonium transmembrane transport; ammonium homeostasis
Cellular component (GO): plasma membrane
Molecular function (GO): ammonium channel activity
Source: RefSeq, a predicted model, not a curated record
UUGCUCAUCUCCACCAGGACUCUAGAUGGUCUUUAAAGUGUCGGUCUGCUUUAUUUUUCACACAGCUCACUUGAAUUGUUCUGCUUUUCAGAAUUUAUUACGCAGUGAAAAAAUAAGUAGAAAACAAUGGGCUGUGUGCAAAGUUUCAGGGAGCUGUGUGACCGUCCGAAAAAAACCAACGUCCAUGUGAGUCUUCCAAUAGUCUGUUUUGUGUGGCAGACGGCAAUGAUCAUCUUGUUUGGGAUUUUUAUUCGUUACAACGAGGAAUCGGAUACACACUGGAUCGAGCACCGAAAGGCUAAGAAUAUAUCAAGUGACAUUGAGAACGACUUCUACUUCAGAUAUCCCAGUUUCCAGGAUGUCCACGUCAUGAUCUUUGUUGGAUUUGGCUUCUUGAUGACGUUUCUCAAGAAGUACAGCUUCGGCGCCGUGGGUUUCAACUUCCUCAUCGCUGCCUUCGGCCUCCAGUGGGCCCUGCUCAUGCAAGGCUGGUUCCACUCUCUUGACUACACUGAUGGAAAGAUCAAAAUCGGAGUGGAAAAUCUGAUCAAUGCGGACUUCUGUGUGGCUGGCUGCUUGAUUGCGUAUGGAGCCGUGCUGGGUAAAGUCAGCCCAGUGCAGCUGAUGGUCAUGACUCUGUUUGGCAUCACCUUGUUUGCUGUGGAGGAAUACAUCAUCCUGAACCUCAUACACGCCAGAGAUGCUGGAGGCUCCAUGGUGAUCCACACAUUCGGAGGUUAUUAUGGCCUGUCCAUCUCGUGGAUGCUCUAUCGGCCAAACCUGGACCAGAGCAACCGUCUGCAUGGCUCCGCCUACCACUCGGACGUCUUUGCAAUGAUCGGAACCCUCUUCCUGUGGAUGUUCUGGCCCAGCUUCAACUCCGCCGUCACAGACCACGGGGACGGGCAGCACCGAGCGUUCAUCAACACCUACCUGGCUCUGGCCUCGACCGUGCUCACGACCGUGGCCAUCUCCAGCCUCUUUCAGAAGCAUGGCAAACUGGACAUGGUUCACAUCCAGAACUCGACUCUUGCUGGAGGCGUUGCAGUGGGAACAGCAGCAGAGUUCAUGCUGAUGCCCUACGGAUCUCUGAUCGUGGGAUUCUGCUGCGGCAUCCUCUCCACCCUGGGAUACAUCUACCUCACGCCCUUAAUGGAGAAGUACCUAAAGAUCCAGGACACAUGUGGCAUCCAUAACCUCCACGCCAUGCCGGGAGUCAUAGGUGGAAUCGUGGGAGCCAUUACAGCGGCGGCGGCGACCGAGUCAGUGUAUGGCGCUGAAGGGCUUGCUAACACCUUCGACUUUGAGGGCGCUUAUAAAGACACAAAACCCACUCGACAGGGUGGUCUCCAAGCCGCGGGCCUCUGUGUGGCUAUCUGCUUCGGGAUAGGCGGCGGCAUCAUUGUCGGUUGUAUCUUGAGACUGCCGAUCUGGGGAGAUCCUUCAGAUGACCACUGUUUUGAUGAUCAGGCCUACUGGGAGCUUCCCCAGGAGGAGGAGGAGGAGGAGAGCAACCCAACCGUCCUGCAGUACAACAACCACCACACGCACAACAAAGAUAUAGCGGUGUCAAAUUUCACCAUGGAGCAGAACUGACGAUAGGCCUCGAUCCGGAUGGAGCUCAGGAACCGUUUCUUUUCUUCUUCGAUUUUCUCCUGGUUAACAGAAAUAUUUAUUGAAUACAAUUAUUUCUCAACAAUUUAAAGCAGUUAUUUCUCGUGCAAUCAAUAUCAAUCAAUCAAUCAAUCAAAUUGUAUUUUUAUAGCCCAUAUUAAAAAAUUACAAUUCGUCUCAUAGGGCUUUAACAGGGUGUGACAUCCUCUGUCCUUAACCUUAAUCACAGUCCAAUCAAUAUGACUAUAAAGGUUCUUUUUUUUGAUUUUUUGAAAUUUACCGCUGCAUUUUUCUCUCGAUCCUCACAAAACGACGAGGCUCAGAUCUGGACUGAACCAACUUGAACCAACUUGAAUGUGACUGUGACAACAUGACUGUGGCUCCUUUAAAGUGCUGGUGAGAUGGGUGUUUGAGACCGUGGCGUAUUUCCCUUUGCUUCAGAUCCAUUUGAGUUGAACUUUAAGGAUUUCACGUCUCAGUUUGUCACAAUUGAAGUUGCUUGUACAGACUGGAUGUGAAAUCAGAAGCCAACACACAGACGAGUGAGUUUGAAAAUGUACAUAUAAAUUAAAUUUGUCAAGAAUUGCUACUUCUACAGGCAUUAAUAGACAAAUGUGGGUAUAAAUGUUACCGUCCUAUAUAAAAAAUAUAAAAUAUUUAUGUACUGCUUAUAUGAAUACCUCAAUCAUUUUGUCAAACUCUUGAUAUUUAUACAUUUAAAUGCAGUAGAAUAUUUAUCUCAUGUUGUUUUGAAAUGUGAAGUUUCUUGUCUGUGAUGUACGUUUGAAUCAUUAAAGUAUUGU